Molecule: messenger RNA, 951 nt
Organism: Phytomonas sp. Hart1
Lineage: Eukaryota; Euglenozoa; Kinetoplastea; Trypanosomatida; Trypanosomatidae
Source: the annotation of a GenBank genome assembly
AUGAAUCUUGCGCUUUGUCUGGCCAACCUACGUGAUGUUGUCGACGGCGCCUUUUUUGCCUUCAAUGGUGUCCUUGGAGAGGACCUUUUGCACACCCAGCGGCCGUCGGAGAUGCACCGAGGUGGUGGAGAUGAAGAUGAAGGCGCCGUCGCCGUGGACGCUGUUUCCUUUGACGCCUUGAACGUGCGCAUCGGUCGCCUCCUCGCGCCGCUUUUUCUUCCAAAUUGGCUCUAUGAGGUGCCGAAGCCGCUUCGUGAUCUCAGUAAGAAUCGUAUUGCCGUGAGCCAGACGGUUAAAAAUCUGCAUGCAAGCGAGGAAAAGGAGGCCCCCCGCAGGCUGCGCUAUUCUUCGUCUGAAGACGUUAUUGAGAGCCUCUGCCUUGAUCCCGCGAUGAAGUUUUUCACCGGUAUGCAGCUUCCUCAGGAGCGCAUCACCGGUCAUCGCGCCCCAACAACGUGGUCUUCAGUUCUCUUAGAAGCCAUUCGCAGCCUCGACGGGACGUUUACCUGCGAAGGGGUCUUUCUAGCUCCUCCUUCGUCUUCCUCAUCUUCGAUGUCGUGCGCGCCUUUUGCGAUGGCGAGCCGGAGCUGUUUGUGGGCCCUGCGCGGCUACGACGCCCGGCGGGAGGGGCUGCGGGAGCUUCAGGAUCUCAUGGCGAGCCGCCUGCCUGACGGUGCCUUCCCCCUCACUACGCUGCUUGUAAGUCCAAGCGAGAAAAAUGACAACACGUGGUACGCUCGCACCGAUCACGAGGUAAGCUUAUACGGACAUGCUCCUAUUAUCCCGCGUUCUAUCGCAGAGGCGCUGCGGAAGGUCGAGGAUCAGGUCCGUGUUGGUGCUUUUAUUCAUCAUUUUGAGCGGUAUGGUGUCGAAAAGGCGACGAUUGAGGAGGCUAUGAUGAAGUUAUGGGAUACAGUUGCGACGUACGACGCCAGUCUUAUUUAUUCGUGA